GCCUGGAAGCAACAUUUUUCGUGUCGCAGAGGAGCAGCUAUCAGCAGAAACGAUCAGUGGCCAGAUGCUUCGGUGGGACACACUACGGACACUAGGGACAAUUGGGUUGCUUCUGCUGCCGCUGGUGUGGUUCCCCGGCACAGCGGAGGCGAAUCGGAGUUGUAUUCGGCCCAAUGGCGACCCGGGACGGUGUGUGGCCGCUGCGGACUGCAAAGAGAUCGACAGUUUGCUACGGCAGAGCGUGCUGUACACGGCCCAGCUCGAGCUGAUAACGUCCGUCAGUAAGGCGUGUGAAGGCAGCGCCACUACUGAUGAUUCCUUUUGCUGCACCGCACCGCUCGGAACAACGGUGGCCCCAACAAGAAGACCCACCCGAAGGAGGACCCCGACCACAAGGAUCACAACGGUGGCACCGACAACGACUAUGAAAAGGGGACGCGUUCUGCCCGGGCUUGGUCAGUUCAUGAGGCUCCUGCCGGAACGCUGCGGGGAACGGACACCCGCAAAUCACAUCAUCAGCUCACAGGAAGAUGACGAUCACACGUACAAGUGGGCCGUGUUUGUCCGGAUUCAAAGGGACCCAACACGAUCUGUGACACGCUGCACCGGGACAUUGAUCACCCAGUGGUACGUCCUGACGGCCGCGCACUGUAUGUAUCAUCUGGAGCCGGAACAUGUCAUCCUGUAUCUGGGUUUGUUCGAUUUGCGCGAGUUGAGCGUGUGUCUGGAGAGUGGGCAGUGUCAGGAGCGUCGAGCCACCGAGUUGGUGACGCACGAGGCGUACACUACACGGUACAAUCUGAACGAUCUAUCGCUCCUCCGGAUGGACCGGCCGGUGGAAAACUCGGAUUACAUUCAACCCAUUUGCCUGCCGUUGAAUCAUACGUACGAUGAGGCCAUUCAGUCGCAGGUAUUUUCGUACGGCUGGGGUUCCACUAGCACCGAUGGGCGUGAUGGGGAGAUGAGUAACACCAAGCGGGUGGUGGGCCUGUACGUAGUCUCGCGGGACAAUUGCUCGCAGGCCCUGCGGCAGCAUCUGCAAGGGGGGAAGAUUCCCUCGAGUCAAAUGUGUACGGUGGGCGAUGGUCUGGAGGACGUUUGCAGCGGGGACUCCGGGGCACCGAUAAUAGAGCUGCGCCAUCCGCGGUAUUACAUAGCCGGCGUGGUCAGUUAUGGGCCGAAGUGUGGCUUGAAGCGGGCCCCGGGGGUUUCGACCCGCAUCUCGGAGUACGUCGAUUGGAUACUGACCAGCCUGAAGAAGUAGUUGGACGCGCCAGAAGGGACAAAGGAUCGAGAAACCUUAGUUUCGUAGCCAAAUAAAAUAACUCUCUA
Messenger RNA from Anopheles bellator, 1332 nucleotides. Its product is annotated as serine protease 7-like. Lineage: Eukaryota; Metazoa; Arthropoda; Insecta; Diptera; Culicidae. Gene Ontology annotation, molecular function: serine-type endopeptidase activity. The coding region runs from base 65 to 1264 and encodes 399 amino acids. Gene Ontology annotation, biological process: proteolysis. The transcript has 4 exons. The record is from RefSeq and is a predicted model, not a curated record.